AUGGCACCAAGGACCCUGUCCAGCAGCGAUGACAAGCAGGACAGAGAGACGGAGAAGGGCCGCCUGGAGGAGGCGUUUGAGAAGUGCGACCGGGACCUGGAUGAGCAGAUCGUCCAACACUACGCUGAGCUGACCACCGCCAUCCGCACCUACCAGAGCAUCACCGAGAGAAUCACCAGCUCCCGUAACAAGAUCAAAGGGGUGAAGGAGAACCUGCUGUCCUGUAAGAUGCUGCUCCACUGCAAGAGGGAUGAACUGAGGAAGCUGUGGAUCGAAGGCAUCGAGCACAAACACGUCCUCAACCUGCUGGACGAGAUUGAGAGUAUCAAGCAGGUCCCACAGAGACUGGAGGCCUGCAUGGCCAGCAAGCACUACUUGCAUGCCACCGACAUGCUGCCGGUAAGCUUCAUCAAAGCGGCCCAGGGGCCACCACAGUCCUACACUCUUCUUCCAAACUCAGGUAAUUAG
Molecule: messenger RNA, 468 nt
Organism: Salvelinus sp. IW2-2015
Lineage: Eukaryota; Metazoa; Chordata; Actinopteri; Salmoniformes; Salmonidae
Product: exocyst complex component 4-like
Biological process (GO): Golgi to plasma membrane transport; chemical synaptic transmission; exocytosis
Cellular component (GO): growth cone membrane; exocyst; synapse
Source: RefSeq, a predicted model, not a curated record